Messenger RNA from Dicrocoelium dendriticum, 1412 nucleotides. The record is from the annotation of a GenBank genome assembly. Lineage: Eukaryota; Metazoa; Platyhelminthes; Trematoda; Plagiorchiida; Dicrocoeliidae.
GCAUUUAUUUUGCCCCUGGCGUUAUGUCAGAAAACGAUAAUAAAGUUUCAUGGUUGCUCGAGUACCUCCGAACUUUAUCCUGCGAGAUUGACACCGAGGUCUUAUCUGAGUACAUUGCUGGAAUACUGGAUGAUUCGGACCUAAGCGAAGAAGAACUGCGUUCCGAACUCGGCGCGCUUUUGUCAGCCUACAUGUCAGACGACUUGUGCUCCUCGUCAGUCACACACAUUGUGCACCAUUUCCGUCAAGUGAAUGACUUGUCCAGGAGCAACGCACUUUCCGCUUCGGAGACAGCGGAUCAAGAAGGCAUGUUGCGGAUCGAGCGGCGAGUAAAGGAGUUACUGCUAAAAGAUUACGAGACACAAUUACAGACAGCACCAUUACAUAACAGAAAUUCCUCUACUACUGAUGCACUUCGGGACGCUUCGGAGACGGGGUACCAAAGCGGUUCAGAAGAUGAGCAGGAUAAGUCAUCUGCAAGUGCAAAGUUCCGAGCACGACAGCGUGGUGUCAACACCAAGCAGUCUUCCCGAUUGAAUGGUUCCACGGUCGCAGUGGAUGAUGGGAGUGAUGGCGAUGUUAACGCAGAAGACUUGGAGGCGAUGAGCGGAUACGGGAGGAACUUCUGUGCCGCAGGUUCCAAAUCGUCGGCACAACCUGGGACGGUGCAAAAUGCUCUGUCUACGCUUAAUCCCUCGCUGUUUGGCAAUUCCUCCGUCCCACUUCCGCCUGUGACAUCAUCCAUAUCCCCUUUAUCUCAUACGCCCGCCCCGCGCCCAUCUGAAAAGACUAGAUUGGAGCCUUCGGAGUCGGCUCACCUCGUGCGUCGGCGAUUAGAGGCUACAUGGAAGGCACAGUCUGAUCUGUUGCCACGCACUGAGAAGAAAAAGAAGCUCCCAGCUCCGUCGAAGCACAUGGCCAAAGUUGCAGCCAAGGCGGAGUCGAAACACGUGGAUCGGGAUCAGCAGCGUGGUUUCGCAAGAGCUCAGCGGGAUGAGAUGGACGCUUUUCUCGUCAGCGAUUCAGAUUCCGUCUCCGAUUUUCGACGACCGCUACUCAGUGAUAUCCACCUCUUGGAUAUAACUUGUAUGGAUCAUACCGUUCCUCCGGUUCACAGCCUUGGCAUAUGCUUAGUCGAGAUCUACGCAUGCAAUUACGUCAAUUCUGAGCAGUUUCGGAAUAAUUUUGAGUUCAUUCGGCAGAGGAUGCUGAGGACUCUCAAACCAUCCUGCGACCACCUCUGCAAGCUGCAAAAUAAAGCUACGGGAUAUUUUGUGUCGGUCCCCCAAUGAAACACCGGUAUGAAGCUAUUGCUUGUCAGCGUCCUGCUUGCCUCGCCAGAAAUGUCUUUAUUUUUUUACUUUUCAUUCCGACCACCUUACGGAAUUCGUCAAACAUUUGUUUUUUGCUCG